Messenger RNA from Neodiprion virginianus, 9358 nucleotides. RefSeq names its product carboxy-terminal domain RNA polymerase II polypeptide A small phosphatase 1 (gene hzg). NCBI's taxonomy places the organism in Eukaryota, Metazoa, Arthropoda, Insecta, Hymenoptera, Diprionidae. Gene Ontology annotation, molecular function: RNA polymerase II CTD heptapeptide repeat phosphatase activity. The transcript has 4 exons. The record is from RefSeq and is a predicted model, not a curated record. Bases 905 to 1786 code for a protein of 293 amino acids.
AGUAGUCAAAUCUCCCUAGAAAAACCCCACUGAGAGUGGUCUACAAUGGACGCGUCAGCAUCAUAGACACAACACAAGUUUGCAAAGGCAAAUGCACACAUAAAUAAUAGUCCCGUGAGUGCGCCAUGUAGACGCGUAGAGAUCAACCAUCUUGAGGUUAUACGUUAGUAAUCUUUCAACUGUGGUCUGAAAUUCCACCGCGGUCCCGCCCCAGGUGUAUCCUUGUUUUGGAGUAUUUAGUCCAUUCAUGAACCGAAACCGAAAACUUGAGACGAUGAUUAUAAAUUGUCGUUGUAGUAGUUACGUACAACAUAUCGUAUCGUAGUAAUUGGCAGUAAUACCCAAAGUUAUACCGUGGUGGCAGUGGUGCGGGGAUUCAUUCUACAGUUUAGUGUGGGUUUGUGUACUAUAAAUAAACCUAAUAAAGGGAGCUCGGAAUCUUUUAACAAUUCUACGAAAGCAGAAAUAAAACUGAUCGUAUGCUAAGUAAGUAGUGAGUUGAAAAGGUGCGGUGAUGGUCGUUGGAAGUUGAAAAAUAAGACAAGAAAAAAAAAGUAUUUGAAGAUUGGUGGAAGUGCAGCGUUUCAACGAAGAUAAAUUUGAGUGAAAGUACAUGAGGCACCCAGCGGCGUUAAUCUUUGGGCUAAUCGGUGCAGUUUUUUGGCACACGUAGUAAUUCUUCACUGAUAGAUUGAGAAAAGUUUCGCUUCUAUGUAUGCAACUCUCUAGAUAGUGUAGCGGUAGGUACUGUAGCGAUUGAAAACAUCGUAACCUGUGUGUCCGCCAUUUUGAAAUUACGCACGUCGCUGCUGAAAAUCGUGCGUGUUUUUAGUUGUUUUUUCGAUUGAUAGUUACAAAAUCACGGAGUUCACGAUUGAGUCGAAGAUUAACAACAAAUGUUUAAAUGGACGCAUCGUCCAUUAUAACCCAAGUUUCGCGGGAUGACGAACUAGGCCAGUUUAACAACGAGAAAGUUCAAUUACCAAAAGAAAAUGAAGUUGCCAGCGGGACAAGAAAUGGAAAGAAACCAAGGGGGCGAGGCUUUCUACGGUCGUUGCUCUGUUGCUUGGGACGAGGACGUGGCAGUAGUUCGAAAAGUUCGAAAGCCAGUUCUUUGCAGGGUGAUGGAAGAGUUUCGCCAUCCCUUGGUAGCGGCUCCCCUCGGUUUUUAUUACCCCCAGUUCGCCACCAGGACAUGCAUAAAAAGUGCAUGGUGAUUGAUUUGGACGAAACGUUAGUUCAUAGUUCAUUCAAGCCGAUUAAUAAUGCUGAUUUUGUCGUACCGGUCGAAAUAGAUGGUACAGUGCAUCAGGUCUAUGUACUAAAGAGGCCUUAUGUCGAUGAAUUUUUACAAAGAAUGGGCGAGCUCUACGAGUGUGUUUUAUUCACUGCCAGCCUUGCCAAGUACGCUGACCCGGUAGCAGAUCUAUUGGACCGAUGGGGCGUAUUCAGGGCAAGAUUGUUCAGACAGUCAUGUGUCUUCCACAGAGGAAAUUAUGUUAAGGACCUCAACAAGUUGGGUCGAGAUCUUCAGCAGAUUAUAAUUGUUGACAAUAGCCCUGCUAGCUACAUUUUUCACCCAGACAAUGCGGUACCAGUGGCGUCGUGGUUCGACGAUAUGACAGACUCGGAACUGCUGGAUCUAAUACCUUUUUUUGAGAAGCUCACCAAGGUGGAUAACAUCUACACGGUACUUUGCAACAGUAAUCAUCCCUACAACCAGGCUCCAUCGACGCGACAAAAUAGUCCAAGCCCAGUUUCAAGUCCUCCUGUUGUCAACUCCUAGCAAAAUCAGUCAUCUGGCUUAGCAACCAGUAACAGCAUCCCCCAGCACUCCGUAAGGAGGGCUCUUAUCCGCGCCCUCUACAUCGCUCACUUGUUGUGUUACGGACAGCCAACUGUGCCCAGCUAGGUUACAGGCAGACUAGUAUACACUCAGAUUUGUUUACCAGUCCUGCGUAAUGCAAUUGAACAUAAACGAAGCGAGCUUAGAACUCGGUGUAAUGGUUCAAUGUGCUUAACCAGCGUCUCUAGCUCUUUUUAUCGACAGAUAAUGAUCGCAAAGUAUAAAUAUUACUUUGAGCAUUAAGGAGUUUGCUCCUUUUUCUCAUUGCCCCUGAUUGUCAACUAUAAUACCUCUGUCUUGAUUACGACCAUCUACAACCAAUAACCAACGUAUUAUUCUUUAAUUCGACACUGGUUGUCUGCAUUUCAAUCCAUUGGAUGGGUCUAACACAAAAAGAAGAGUUUCAAAGUUUUAAUCGAUGUCUGAGAGGAUUGAAAUCAACUGCUUUAGCUGACAGAAUAGCAGUCGAAGUUUAGAAGAAAGAUGGAGUUAUGCUUCAACGAAUUUGAUACUUGUUGCCACAAUCCAUCUCUAACGCUUAUCGAAAAUCGGUACGUUUCUAUUAGGAGAUCUACCUGUGCUGUUUAUUAUACGGGAUGUGACAUUUUAAAAUACCGGUAGAAAAUAAAUACAUCGUGAGAUAUUUUUGGACGUUGUAAAAUGACGUGAAAUGCAUAUGGUUUAAAAUCAAUGCAGUUUGUAUUUGAUAUCGGUUUUUCAAAUUAAAUUAAGUAUGUGAAAAUUUAUAGGUAAAAGCUAAUAACAUGCGACCAAGUAUCACCCUAUAAGAUAAUACUGUGCUUUACCACAAGAUUUUCUACCGUUGUCUGAAAAAUUGUGCCGAAUUUAUCUCAACUUUUUUCUGUUUUCACUUUUUUGGAUUAAAGAAAUGCUCAAUACAAUUCCAAUAAAAUUUUAGUAGCUUGCUAAAACAGUCGUAGUCAAAAAGGGGAUGGUGAAACAAGAUUAUUAGAUUGCUUUCCUAUCUCUUGCGAGGAGAAUGAAUCAGUUUGAACACAUUCUACGAACGUAUAAAGAUUUGCUAAUAGAAUACUACUUCAGAAAAGUUAGAAAUAACGUCGAGAUGCAGAUACUUGAAAUUAUAAAUAUUUUUUUCACACAAUCAAUUUCGCAUCUUACAAUUAGAAUAAAAACACUAAUUACUGAUUUCUCAUGUGCAAAUUCUUUCAAUGAUGUUUUAUGUUUCUAACACUAAACUGAUACCUGCCCACAUAUUUGAUUCUUUGGAUUUGCAGAAUUUGAUCGCAGUUCUUCCAUUCUGCCAUACAUGACAAUUACAUACAUCUAUACAGUGAAAUAAUCUAUAAUAAUCGUACAGUUUAAUAUCAAAUUUCACUGCUGUUAAUACCUUGGUUCAAUCAAUUGCGAUCGGUAUUAUUUAAAUCAGUUAUAUAUUGAGAACAGUAUGUCUUGAUCAUGAGAUGUAACUAAAUUGGAUAUUGAAUAUCACACAUGCUAAGUACUGAACUGCUCACUGCAAGUUAUUUAUUAAAUUUACUUGUGAGGGCAUAUUAGACAUGAAUUUCAUCUAUAGAGUGUUGAUUAUGACUCCUUCAUAUAACUAGCAGUAUGAAAAUGCAAAUCAAAACUUGAUCGGUCGCCUGAUCCUUUCGAAAUAAAUCUUUCUCGUCCAAUCUCACCUAUUCUGUCUUUAAAAAAGUGCGAACUAUUGUAUAUUAAACAACCACUGCAAACAAGCAAUUGUGGACAUGUCUGUCUUUCCAUUCAUGAAGUCAUUUAAUUUUGAUAAACCUAUAAGAUUUCCAUACAUUUUGAAACUAUUUUUGACAAAAAUAUCUCCAUACUUUCAUUUGAAUGAUGAUAAAUAUUUGAAUUCGGUGCCUAGUUUAUGUUGGUGAUGAAGUGCGAGACACGAAAAAAAUGAAAAUAAGGAUAAAGAAAGAAUGGAUUAUUGAGUUUUUUGAAGUCGUAGAAUUCUCACAAAAUUCUAGAUUUCACACCUUGAAUUUAAACCGUAAACAUAAUUUCUAACUAUCUACAUAAUUAUUUUCUCUUUUUUUUCCUAGCACAUGUAAUUUCCUAAUUCAAACUGUAGGGCACGACUUUAGCCCAUUAUUCUCUUUAACGCGAUCGAUCUAGUAAUAUAUUGGCCUCCCUGUUCAAAAUAUGCCAAUUUUCACCCUUGAUCAUUUUGAUUUUGGUAUCUAUUCAUAAAUCUCCUAUGACUACAAGCAAUACAUUUUUUCUAUAGGGAAAAGCAGGCUAUAUAGUACCACUCUAUACUCAAUGAUAGCGCAAGCAAUGUAUUUUCUAUAAAGUGGUAAGAUAUAGCUUACUUUCCCUAACUUCUAUUUAUUACUAAAAUAUGAAAUUUGGGUAACUAUCUCUCUAUGUAAUUUUCAUUCAUCGCGCCAGUGCUAUUCACUAAAAACAUGUGUAUCCAAAAAAAUUUCCCCUACAGAAAUAGAGUAUUACAAUGACAGAUGCGAAAAAAUUGCAAGCAUCAAGGAAAAAUGUGAGAAAGUCUACAUAAUAUGAAGAUCUAUGUUGCCUUUUAACAGAUUGUAGGUGGAUAAAUUGCAGACAUUUACUUAUUUGAUUGUGAAUCAACAAUAGUGGGCAGAUGCGAUUUACAUGACAACAAUUGAGAGCUCUAUUAAAUAGUAACUAUAUUCUUACAUUCAUAAAUAACACCGACUGCGUCUACACGUGUAUGAAAUUCAGUCUACGAAAGUGUUACUACUAAAUUAGAUUCAUGCCAUGGUGUACGCGUGAGAGAAGUAUGACUGACUGAACUUAUUCUGAAAAUGUGAAAAUGAAACUAUUUUUUCAUUAUAAUUUGUUCACAAAAUCUAAUUUAAAAGACUAAAAAAAGUAUCAAUUUGACUUACUUCAUUCAGAGCUAUGCUUAUUGUGGUCUAAAUUUCUAUUUUAUUUUCAACUUCACACAACUAAUUACAUGACACUUAUAUGUAUGAUAUUUAAUUUUAAUAAUAAGCAUUUAACGCAGUAAACGAAAACUCUGUUCAACAGGACAAUUUGAAAUCCGUCUGACUAUAUAAAGUACUGUGGAAAAGAAUGUACAGCAUUGAUGGGUGGCAAUAGUUUCCACAUUAGGCUGCUGAGUAUCAGUGGACUCAAAUUUACAUUUUUCGAUGUCUCAUCUGUGUGAUCAUUUAGUAUGUAAAUUAUCAAAUCGAUUAUAAUUUUUAAAUUUCAUGAAUCUAGAAAUACUAAUAGAAUUUCCGUUCGGAUCGUUGAUUUUAUUUCUAUACAACUGAUGUUUUGUUACAUCAAAAACCAAUAUAUUAUAUACUAUAUACUAUAUACUAUAUAUAUAUAUAUAUAUGAAUAAUAUGCAAUCUUUAGUUGCAAUCAUCAAUUUAUGAACAUUUAUUAUUUAUCCAUUAACUAUUCUUUUAAUGUAGUCUUUGGUUUUCACUCUUAAUCAUUAUAGUCAAAGUGAAAUUCCUUUGUCCUCGUAUACAUGACCCAUUUGCGCCUGAUAGUGAAAUUCAUUUUGUAAAUCACAAUUGGUGCGAUUGUUAAAUGUACAAGCAUUCUCCUUCAUCCAGUAGAGCCUCAUUAUUGGCAACUUUGGUAGUGGUAGUGGUCAACAAACUGGUGUUAACUGUUCCGUCAGCUAGUGUCAUGGGCACACAAGAGAGAAAUGUGUGACACAUGUGUGAGAGGCACGUUUUUCAAUGGUUCUUCCUGAGCAGUUAUCAUUUAUCAGGUUCUACUGUAUUUCGUUUGAUCUGCCAAAGGUCACACAGAUAGAUGAAAGUCCGGACAUUUUUUGGCAAGAUUUUCCAAGUUGGGUGCGUGGAGUUUUUAGUUUCACUUCAAUAACCAAUAUUCGAUAAAAACUGUCGAUAAAAACUUGCUUAGAACUGCCGGUUGUGGGAGAUUUAAGAAAACUUAAGAACUGAUACAUAAGGUGAACAACAAGAGUAUCUAAGCCGCUGACAGGUGGCUAGAACUGUGCAAGUAUUUGAUCAUGUAUCGAAGUUGUGACUUGGCUAUGCAGAACAGCAAAAACAUUGGACGAAGUAAAAGAUAUAGUAAUAACAGCGCUAUGGCGAGAAAUUUCUACAUUUGUUUAAUCUACGUCAAAGUUAUAGAUAUUCAAUUUUCGUUUUCCCGCGCAUAUCAUUCUCUCCCUUCAGGGUAUACUAAUCAGAUAUUAUUACUUUAUACUGUAUCGAUAUAUGAUAAAUAAUAAUUAUACCAAUAAAUUGAAAUCUGAAAGAUGUAAAGAUUACGUAAAAAUAAGUGACAAAAAAUAAUUAUUUAGUUGGAAGGACAUCCUUUCAGGUAAAAUUAAUAAUCAAUAUAUCAUUCAUACUACAUAUACGAUUUUAUUCGCAAUCAGAACUAAUUGCCUAUAAAUUUUCAAAUCAUCAUUCAACCCGAUAAACUUGAUUCUUAAUAUCAGGUAUAAUAUUAUUGGCAACAAUCUUUACAACCCACAGAUUUCUGAAAUACGAUUUAUUAACCAUCGUAUACGUACACCUUAUACCAACAAGGCAAAAGAAAAACUUAUUAACUUACUAAUUAAUGAUUACUAUAUUAUUACGUUAGAAGUCUUUAUUCUCAGCAUAGUGCUGUGUACAGAUUACAUUAUAUUAUAUUGUAUUAUUAUUUGGAUUAACUAUAUAUUAUUCUAAUUUUAAUUCUAUAUAUCAAGUAAUUAAUUAUAGGCGUAUAUUUGUUUAGUGGAUUAUUGUCGGCGUUGCUCAAGAGUAUGAAAAACAUAAGACCGAAAAGAGGAAACAGUUUUAGAAAAAUUUACUACAGUAACUGAUGAGUUUUCUAUUUUAAACGCAAAGUUUUCCAUUUAAUGCUGUAAAUACUGUAUUAUAGUAUCAUAAUGAUAAAAAAAAAAUUGAAAUGCCAACGACUUGAAUAAUCGCUGAGCUCAGUUUAAAGAGGAUUGAGAAUAAUCGAAAAAUGAUAUUUCACAUGGUCCCAAGAAUUUAAAAUAAUUCAGGGCUUUUCAUAAUCAACAUAUUGUGAUAAAAAUACCUGAACGAAAAAUUCAAUUCCCUUAUAUUCCUGAGUAGCUUUUAUUUCAUGACAUUUGGUGAAGCGGACCCCAGCAGGCCUUUUGAGGUGACUGCGUGCCUGGUGCUAACUCCGAUAGGUUGGCCCCUGCGGUACAUGUUGGGGUCCAGGUUCACGGAAUACUAACGGAAUUUAUUUAUAAACAUAAUAGUAAUCAUGUUUAUAAAUAAUAAUUGACAUGUCUCAUGUAGUGUGGGUUUCCAUGGACAGUAAUGUAUAAUAUGUAACUUUCUUAACUUACCUGUUUGUACCAAACAUGGAAUAAGGGCAGAAGUCGAAUCAUGCUAGAUGGUUUUAUCCUUUCUUAACUUGUAAAUAAUGAAAGUUUUUUUCCAAGCUACUGUUACGUAAUACCCAAUCUGAGAAGGUUUUGAAGAUGUUAUAAUGUUGUGAGUUUUGUAAAAAGGCCUUCUAUAUUCUUUUCAUUUCAAGUGAAACUAUUUUUCCGACUUACGCCCCAUUCGAUCCAUCUUAUGAAUUGAUGGUUCUGUCACAGUAUUGGAUUUUCUGUUUUGUUACUUUUUUCUCGUAUUAUUUUCAUACUCUUGGCUAAGAUUACGCGUUGUUUGUCUUGUGCUCCCUAAUAUUUACACUAUCGAAGACAUUGACUUAUGAAUUUUAAUUGAAUUUUAAUCUUUUUUUUUUCUCCCCGAGUUGAAACUUAAUAUUGAGAAGUAAAAAGGUAUCUACACUUUUGGUUACUGAUAAUUGUUGCGUAUACAUUUUCUGAUGCCGAAAUUCUAGAAGAAUGAUACCGUAACAUUAGUAUUAUUAUUUCUAUCAUUAUUAUUGUUGUUCAAACGCCCAAAUGCCUGUAAAAGAAAAUACUUAUAAUUUUGCUGUUCUCAAAACCAAUAUGGGCAAAUCUUAAAAUGCGAAAUAGAGUAUAAUCUGUAAAUGGACAAGACUCCGGUCAAUGCAUUCUUCAUUCAGCAGGGGAUGAUGUCAGACAAAACGCUGAAACCGUAAUAUUUUUUAUGUGACAAAUGGUUAGUCUGUGAACUGUAGAACGUAGAUCACAUUGUUCUAUCAUAAAUCUGUGACGUAAACCGUUUAUGUAAAAAUACCAUGAAAUGAGAAACUUUUUAUUUAUCCAUAAAAAAAGUCGACGUUUCGUGAAUAUGACGUAAAUCAAAAAAGAAAAAGUAAAGGUAUCAGGCAAUUAACAGAGCAGCCAUUAUUGAUACAACUUUUACUUUUCGACUUGUUUUUCACACAUAGGUUUGAAUGGUUUAGUAAAUUCCAAUACUAUGUUAUUACCUAUCUCUGUAGUUUGCAUUUGGGCCUUCACUGUUAAUAGUAACUGGAAAGAUUGCUUUUCAUAAGGACAUUUCAUUACCGUCAACUGAGUAAAUUAUUUGCUUAUAAGCGUUUAACGUAUUAGGUGUUUUUUUAAAACACUGCUUCUUAAAAUAACGUUUCCGUCACAUUGCAUACUUUAAGUGCAUAUGCAGUACUUCAGAAAGUUUUGUCUUUUUAUGCCAACAAUUUAUGGCAUGAGUGAGGUAUAGAUAUGUGAUAUUAAUUAUAUCUAAACGUCACCCAUCAGUCGUUGAUUUAAGAAUGCUUUUCAAUGGUUUUUGAUAUCUGUUGUAGUAUGCGCAGCGGCAAGUCUAAAAAUCUUUCUUUGGUAGUAUAAAUGUUAAAGUAGAUGGGGAAAGCUGGUGCUUCCACGGUAAUUUAUUCUCGUUUUACGUGAACAGUGGUAGGAUUAAGCUUUUUGCUCAAUCUGAUUGUGUGGCUUGUUUAUAUAUCGAAAUGAAAAGAAAUACGGGGCAAGAACGAAAGGGAGAUAGAAAGAAAAAAAUGGAGUGGAAAUAUAAAAUCUAAUAAGUGCAAUAGUUGUUGAUAAUUUUAGAAUGAUUGCUUUUAAAUAUAUUUACAAGGAUUUAAUACAUGUUACAUGUAUUGAGUAAAUUCAACAAGAUACAAUGUGUAGGUGUAAUACCCGAUAGCUGAAUGACGAUGCAAGCGAGUCAUCCCUUUUUAUAUGCGACAUAAGAUUUAUAGAAAAUGAAACCAUGAAAUAAAAAAAAAAGUUAUAAAGCCAUGGACUAUAAGGAUUUGAGAUGAUAUAUUGUACAAAAUUUUGUCAUAAAAUGUUUUUUAACGAAACAAGAGAGUUGGACAUAUACAUAUAUAGACAAAGUAACAAAUUGCCUUGAUUUGUAAAUAAUCCUAAAUAAUUCUUUCUAAGAAUUUAUCAUUAAAGACUUAGUGCGCUACUCGGAUCGCAAGAGUUUACUGUUUCUAGAAUACUUUUUAAUAAAAGUAAAAUGAACCGGAAAGCAGAAAUGAAUCUUCACUACGAUGAUCAAUUUUUUAUAUACAUUAGUGUUGCAACAGAAGAAAAGCUCGUGGUACGAGUAGCAAUAGAAAAAAAUAUGUAAUCUUUCCCACCCCUCCAAUAUGUCCGGUUUGCUCUGUGAUUCUGUGUUUAAUAAAAAUAUAUAUAUUUGAUAA